Molecule: messenger RNA, 2144 nt
Organism: Xenia sp. Carnegie-2017
Lineage: Eukaryota; Metazoa; Cnidaria; Anthozoa; Malacalcyonacea; Xeniidae
Product: enkurin domain-containing protein 1-like
Exons: 7
Coding region: 132-1130 (332 amino acids)
Cellular component (GO): cytoplasmic microtubule
Source: RefSeq, a predicted model, not a curated record
CCAUGGAUAGAUAGUAAACAAAACCGAGGUGGGAAAAUUGAAUUCUGUAUACAUGUUCGUAUGUAUUGGAAGAAACUCAACAACAUGAAAAUCGUCACCUUUAUAUCUGACAGCAGUAGUGGGAUUUUGUGAUGAAUUCGUGGACGAUCCCUGCCGAUCCUGGAUUACAAACAAGACAUCCAAACACGGAUGUUGCACGAGAAGCAGAUAGUAAGCCUCUGAAACCAAGAAUAAGACCGGAAGCAAUGAUGAAUGCAAUAAAAAACCAGGGAACAAUAGCUCAACUCUUCAAUCCUUGCUUGAAACCACCGACGUUACGUGCAAGUAGCAGAUCAGGCAAGCAUGAAUCGAAGCGAGAUUUUGUGAAAGAAAAUUCAAGACAAAUAAAGAACAUUCAAAGAUCAAACAGGCUCUGUGAAUCAGAAAGGGAGCCUUUUAAAGUCGCUCAUAAAUCAGAAAAGUCUAAAGAUGUUAAAUCAAAAGAUAAAUCCAUUGAAGUUCAGGAUACACCUCAUGCUCCAAGAACUCGGGCUCCAAGAAUGCAAGUUUGUCGGCGCUCAAGAUCUGCAUCGCCUUCGGUAUCUCGUGUGACAUCCACAAAACCUUCAACUCCACAUGCUAAUGUUCAUGAAAAUAAAUUGGAAACAGAAAUCCCCAAGGAAAAGUCAAAGGUAGCAAAAGUCAAUCAUAUUUCGAAAAACAUUCGACAAAUCACUUCCUCACCAGUACUCCGUCGUCGUCCUCCGUCUGCUGUGGCAGUUGAAGAGCUGGAGCGAAAAAGAGCCGAAAAUGAAAAGAAGUAUAAACGUGGCGAAGUACCAAGCUAUUUGCGCAAACGACAGGAGCAAUGGAGAACUGAUGAGGAAGAAAGAAUAAAAAAUAUACCAGAUCCCAGCAUACCACCGGGGCACACUCUAAUGCCACGGAAUGAACGACUGCAAACUUUGGAUCUUCUGAAAAAAAAGCAACAAGAAUGGACAAUUGAACUGAAUUCACUCCCUGUAAGUUGUGAUACCCUACGUAUAAAACAGAGAAAGGUUGAAAUCGAGACUAAACUACGUGAAAUUGAAAACGCUUUGAAAGUUUUUUCGAGACCUAAAGUGUUCGUGAAGAUUGAUUCAACAUUCUGAAGAGAAGCUAAAGAACUUUGUGAAGAGAAGUUAAAGAAUUUUGUGAAGAGAAGUUAAAGAACUUUGUGAAGAGAAGUUAAAGAAUUUUGUGAAGAGAAGUUAAAGAAUUUUGUGAAGAGAAGUUAAAGAAUUUUGUGAAGAGAAGCUAAAGAACUUUGUGAAGAGAAGUUAAAGAACUUUGUGAAGAGAAGUUAAAGAAUUUUGUGAAGAGAAGUUAAAGAACUUUGUGAAGAGAAGUUAAAGAAUUUUGUGAAGAGAAGUUUUCUAUUUGUUUUCUUUUACAAUGAAGAUUUUGUUAUUUUAUAUAUCAAUCACAAAGCAAUGUCUUGUUCCUGUGCAAAUUAUAGAUCUGUACAGAAGCAAGUCUUGAGACUAGGAUUUUGAUACUCGCUAGAUUGUACCAAUUUAUAGCAUGAUGUGAAGCUUAGUCAAUCCAGUGUCAAAGCAACAUAUAUCGUGCCAAAGCCAUACCAUAGAAUCGUGGUAUGUGGAAAGAUGAUUUAUUGAUUACGUUUCGUCUUUAACUUGAUACAUCUUUCUAUACACUUACAUAUAGAUGCGGAAGGCUAUGUAUAAUUAUUUUGCUGAUAUUUAUGUAAGUGUAUAUAAAGAUACUGAAGCUUGAUCACUGCAGUGUGAUGGCGACAUAAUGGUUCAACGAUGCAAACAUAACGAGAAAAAACAAUUUUUUCCCUAACAUCGUAAUGUUGUAAGGUAAUUUUGAACAUUACAUCACAACAAUGAUAAUACAUGUAUAUAUUUUUUGAUAGCAACUUAAAAAAGUAAUUUUUGUCUCUGUUGAAAUUACAAAAAUUCAUGUACAUAACAAUAGUUGUCAAAAAUUAAGAUGAAAAUUCAGAACACUAGAUGGAAUUGAUGUAUUUAAGUUGUUGACUUUCUAUUCCUGACACAAGGAAAUUGAUCUUAGUCACUCUUGUCUGAAUUCGAAGGCUGUGUUGAUCGUGGAAAUUAUUACUUAAACUUAGACAACAAUAUAUUGAUUUGUAUAAAUUA